GCCCGGAGGCGGGAGCCCGACGCCGCGAGCCGCCGAGGCCCAGCCGCCGGGCGCCGCGGGCCGGUCCCUGCCGAGGCCCCCGAGGAGCAUCUCCCCGGCGGGAGUCGCCCGGCGCGGGGACGGUGCGGCCGCACCGCGUGGGGCGGAGGACGAGGAGGAAGCGGCGCCGCCGGCCCGCCCGGCGGCCGAGAGGAAGCGCUCCACCCGGGCCCCCGACGGCGCUCGUUCAACCACAUCCGCGCCUCCGCUGGGGACGCGUACAGGCGCCUGUCACCGGUCCCUCCAUCUUGAAAGGGAAAAAGGCUCUGCGCUUCCCCUCGUCGUAGGAGCUGGAGCCGGAGGAGCCGCGCUCAUGGCGUUCAGCCCGUGGCAGAUCCUGUCCCCUGUGCAGUGGGCGAGGUGGACCUGGUCCGCGGUGCGCGGCGGGGGCGCCGGGGAGGACGAGGCCGGAGGGCCCGAGGGCGACCCCGAGGAGGAGGACUCGCAAGCUGAGACCAAAUCCCUGAGUUUCAGCUCGGAUUCUGAAGGUAAUUUUGAGACCCCUGAAGCUGAAACGCCCAUCAGAUCACCCCUCAAGGAAUCCUGUGAUUCAUCGCUAGCACUGGCCGGACCUGGGGCCAAAACCCAAGAAUCACAGGAAGUUGAUGAACAGCUGGUAGCAGAAGUGGUUGAAAAAUGUCCGUCGGAGACUCGUUCUAGACCUCCAGAAAAUGAAGCAUCGCAGAAGGCUAUCGAUGCUCACCCAGUCAAGGAGUUCAGGGAAGAAAUCGAGUAUGAUACUAGCAAAAUUUCAGUAGUGAGGCCCUUUUCAGUAGAAACCAAGAAUUCCACGGAUAUCCCUGCAGAUCGUGGAAGCAAAGCCGCCCAUGGCCGCGUGACUGCGGUCGCCGGCGAGGCUCUGGCCCCCGGCGCCGCAGGGUCCGCCCGGGACAAGGCGAUGACCGAAGGCGCCACGGGGGCUGCCCUGGAGGCGUCCCCAGAGGCGGAGCCGAAGGCCGGGGGCGCCUGUCCCGAGCCUGCGCCCGGCAGGAGCAAGCUUAGAAGGCCCAGGCCCGUCUCGCUGCGGAAGAGGACAGUCGGCGACCUCUCGGAAGGGGAGGCGCCGCCGGCGGGCACACCUCUGACGCAGGCCCCGCGUCCGCUCGCACGUGGUGCGGUGGGUGGGCGCACAGCGCCCCCCUCACCGGGAGGGCGCGGGACCCAGGAACCUGCCGCCGGCGGAGAGGGAAUGCCCAGGGCGCCCGGCCACGACAUCGGCGGCCCCGGGGCCGAGCUGCUGGAGGAGGCCCGGGGCUCUCCUCUGCAGCUGGAGUUUGAUUUCACAGAAGACGUGGAAAAUGCAGAUCCCAGGAAAGGCCUUCCAAGGAAACUGGGCAGCCGACCGACUCCCAAGGCACAGAAAGAGGGCGUCAGUGAGCCGGGAGGCGCCAAGGCUGCGGAGCAGCUUCCAGAGCCAGCUGCGGGCCAGGCCCCUGUCGCCCAAGCAUCUUCUCAGCUGGGUCCCAACCAGAGGGAGGACCCCACCUUCAGCCCCCUCGGGGGCCACCCCACUCUGCAGAACCCCCCUCCCCUCUCCUCCAAGGGCCCCUACCACUUUGACGGAUCCCUGGCUCCCUUUAAACCAACCACAACGUUAACAAGCGGUGACUUCUGUUCCCCUGUUGGUAGUCACGUUAAUGAGAUCUUAGAAUCACCCAAGAAGGCCAAGUCGCGUUUAAUAACGACUACUGAACAAGUGAAAUUUCUCUGUUUUCUGUUGAGUGGCUGUAAGGUGAAGAACUAUGAAACAGAGUCUCUUGCUUUGGAUGGGUGUUCUCAGGAUGAUGGAGCAGUGAUCUCCCAGAUUUCAGAUCUUUCUAAUAGGGAUGGCCAUGCUACUGAUGAGGAGAAACUGGCGUCCACUUCAUCUGGUCAGAAAUCAGCUGGGGCCGAGGUGAAAGGUGAGCCAGAAGAAGACCUGGAGUACUUUGAAUGUUCCAAUGUUCCUGUGUCUACCAUAAAUCAUGCGUUUACAUCCUCAGAUGCAGGCAUAGAGAAGGAGACGUUCCAGAAGAUGGACACGGAUGGAUCCACCAGGCCAGGCCUGAUGGAGUCUCCUCUGGAGAAGGCCCCAGGGUCCGUGGCCUGUGGUGGUGAGAGCUCCCUGGAUGGCAUCUGCCUCAGUGAGUCAGAUAAGACAGCCGUGCUCACCCUGAUAAGAGAAGAGAUAAUCACUAAAGAGAUUGAAGCAAAUGAAUGGAAGAAAAAAUAUGAAGAAACCCGACAGGAAGUCUUGGAGAUGAGGAAAAUUGUGGCUGAAUAUGAAAAGACCAUUGCCCAAAUGAUCGAAGAUGAACAGAGGACAAGUAUGACCUCUCAGAAAAGCUUCCAGCAGCUGACCAUGGAGAAGGAGCAGGCCCUGGCCGACCUUAAUUCUGUGGAAAGGUCCCUCUCUGAUCUCUUCAGGAGAUACGAGAACCUGAAAGGUGUUCUGGAAGGGUUCAAGAAGAAUGAAGAAGCUUUGAAAAAAUGUGCUCAGGAUUACUUAGCCAGAGUUAAACAAGAGGAACAGCGAUAUCAGGCCCUGAAAAUCCACGCGGAGGAAAAACUAGACAAAGCCAAUGAGGAGAUUGCUCAGGUUCGAACAAAAGCAAAGGCCGAGAGUGCAGCCCUCCACGCUGGACUCCGGAAAGAGCAGAUGAGGGUGGAGUCCCUGGAACGGGCCCUGCAGCAGAAGAACCAAGAAAUUGAAGAACUGACAAAAAUCUGUGAUGAGCUGAUUGCCAAGCUGGGAAAGACCGACUGAGUUCUCCACAUGCGCUCAGCAGAUCUGCGUUUGGCUGCUUCUCUUGUGACCAUAGUUAUCUUGCCUUAUCCAGGAGUAAUUGCCCCUUUGCAGAGAAAAAAAGAAAAACUUAAAAAAGCACAUGCCUACUGCUGCCUGUCCGCUUUGCUGCCGUGGACGGUCAGGAGGAGCCCUGGAGUGCAGCACGGUGGGGGAAGUGGCUUCCGAGAGGCCCGGUCUUUGCCCAGCCCCCUGCAAGCUGGGUUUGUGAUCCCUCCAUCUAUAGUUUGUUCUAAUGUUAUCUUUACUUUUCUAAAUGUGUGAAAUUCGUGAUUUUGUGGCUCCUAUUUGGAAUCAUUUGCCUACCACCAGUCUUAAUUUUUUUUUUUUUUGGUGACCUAUUUAUUUCACCUUAAUUUUCAGGAUUAGAGGUUUUAUUUGAGGAGAUAAUUUGACUUACUGUUAUUUGCAGUUUAUGAACAAGAAGGGAUUCUGAGUAACCAUUUACACACACACACACACACACACACACACACACACACAUACACACACACAUUUACAUAUGCUGCUGGUUUUCCCCUGAAGCAUAGUGGAAUAAGAACUCUACAGAUGAGCAUAUUUCUGUAAAUGUAAGACCUGAUUUUGAAAUAGAGGCCUGGCUCUUUGUGCCAGCUUCAGAAUUCAGGGGACGGAAGAUGCAAUGAUGCCAGGUCUCACCUCGCGUCCUGUCGGCCUGCUGUUUGCACCCUCCUGGGCCUCCUCCUCCCUCAGAUCUGGGUUCUGGUGAGUCUGCUCUGGAGCCAUUUGGUCUCCUCUGCUUCCAUUUGUUGCUACAAAAUCAAUGUUUACUUUUUAUUAUCUUUUGUUUUUAUUUGAAAUACACAAAGAAAGUCUGCUUGUAAAAGGUUUAGAUCGUCUUAAUCAAAAGGUAACCGUAACCCCAGUAGCAAUUAUAAAGUGAAGAAACAGGUUUUGUUUACAAAUGUGAUGCAUUGUUCUGCAGAUUUUUUUUAAAGGCAAAAAAUCCUUUUAAAGUUAAGAUAGUAGAAUUUUUAACAAAAUGGGCAGUAAAAGAUCAUGUGAGCCACUCCAAAAGUCAGCACAUUUUGAAUAUUUUUAAACAGAGACCAUUUGAGUCCUGGAGGAGGGGUGCGCAGGGGGCAAUUCAUGCGCACAGAACUAAAUCCCUCAGCUCUUCCUGGACUCAGUUCAGCAUGGUGGGGCCACUAGCCCCACAGGGGAAGUUUUCCUUGAAAUGCUAGUGAGUUCCUUCCCAUUCUAUAGGCCAAACCAAAUCCACGUAAGGGUUUUAAGCACCCUUCUGUCUUAAUCGUUCACCCUGAAAGUCUUCACAGUGGUUUGCACUAUAUUCAGUGCAUGUUUAGUUUUCGUACUUUCCUUGUAAAACUCUUGCAUGAUCCAACUUCAGCAAUGAAUUGUGCCUAGUGGAGAACUUCUAUAGAUCUUUAAAAAUGAAUUUUUCUUUAUCAAUAUACUAUUCACAGGGGUGCAAUCUUUAGCCCCAGGGUGGUCAAUGAUGUCUUUUAAAGCCAGAAGUCACGUUUUACCAAUAUGCAUUUAUCAUAAUUGGUGCUUAGGCUGUAUUUUAAGGCCUAUUGUCUUAACAUUUUGUAAAAAAAGAACAACAGGAAUGCUCUGUGGUUGGAGAAGUGACUUGACAAUCAUUUGGGCUUUGGAAGUGGUCACUGAGGCCUGCUCAUUGUGAGGGCUGUGCCCUGGUUGCGCUGUGUCCGUGGAGUACUGGUGUCUCCGGGUGGUACCUGGGUCCCUUCCAGAUCCAUUCUGCUACUGGGGAUGUUAACUUUGCAUUUACAGAAAAAUAUUGCUAAACCUUUUUGCUGCUGGGCUGUGGUGACAUCCAUGUUUACUUGUUUUAUAUUGAUCUGUUUGAUGCAUGAAAGCUUAUAGUGGUCUCCAUUAUAAAUCCAUAGCCCUCUCUUGAGGCUCCUCAUGUAUUAAAAGCAGCUCUGUGUUAAAACUGAGGUGACGACAAUCCUUCCCUAGCGCACUGGUAGAAGAGACCCCUGAAAAACCGGACCCUGCUGAAUGCAGUUUCUAAUGAGGAAUGCAGACUGGCCUGUGUGAAGGAACGUCCGUUUGCCCCGGGCCUCCCAGCCUUAACUGUCACAGGGAAACGUGCUUUCUUCUAAUUUAAUGAUGGAUACUCUCAACAAAAAUAAAAAUACAGCUUUUACAAACUGGCCAAUCAAGAGAAUAUGCUGGGUGAAAUGAAGAAUGUUUAUUUUUCUUUAAAAAUAAGUCCCCCAAAAUCUUUUAAAGAUCUAGAGAGUAAGAAUAUAGCUUUGCUUCACAGUGCACGAAGGCCGGGUUGCUUGUUCGUUAGGCAAUAAUAAACCCUGUCAGAGAAGUGAAGAGGGGGAUGAAGUGAGGCUGCAGCCCGGGUGGUGGUUUGGGAACCUGGGGUGAUCGUGUAGAGACUCUGUCUGGGUCCAGGGCCAUGGCUUCAGGUUUUCACUUCACCAAGCUGUAGAUAGAUGGUCUACCUAAAAGCAUUUUAAUUGGAGAAUUUAACGUAGGACAGGCUGAACAUUUUGUCACUCGGUUGGCUGGUCAGUUACAGUCAGACCUCCCAAGACUUACUAUAUUUGGAGAAGCUCCUGGAAGCCAGUGACCCGCCCAAACCUUUUGUUCUGUAAAACUGUUCUGGAAAUCCUGAGAAGCCUCAUUUUCUCACAUGGUCUUAGCUUCUUCAGACCAGCCCAAAUUAGGAAGUGCAGAAGCACAUGAUGCUGAGAAGCUCUGAGGACCUGGCCACCUUCCAGAACGAUAGGGAAUCUAAGGGGAAGUUUGCGCUUCGUGUCGGAAGACAGCCCACAUUGGAUUUUCUUUCCAGCCAGUUCCCCUUUCUACCUGCCCCACACCUUGUGCAGUGCCCACGCCAGUGCUCCGGUGUUUAUUGGACAGCCCUUCAUGAAGGGGCACUGUUCAUAAAUGGGGAGCACACGCUGCCCCAGGUGUUCCUGGGCUGACUAGCAGCAGCCAGAAUGGAGCACUCAUUUUAAAUAAAGGCAACAGAGGGCCUAGUGGUGGCUCUAAAGCUCAAAGUGGAGUUUGUAAAGAGCAGGCACUGUAAAGUCUUAUGUACACUAGUUAGAAUGAUUCAGCACGUCCUUUUUUUAGUAGCGUAGAAGCUGGAAAGCUCCCUUUUUAUUUCCUUUUGGUUUUUCCCUAUAGUUGGUAGGCAUCUCGUGAAUUGCACACCACCGCUGUCUCUUCUCUGUAGUUUUGUGACCUCAUGAGCUCACUCUUGCACUCGGGUUUCCUGCUACUUGUUGGGAAGAGAGAAACUAGGUGUUGAAAGAUGAAAUGAUUUAGGCAGAGGAAUUUAAAGUAAAGAUGUAUAUAUUCUGAAGAAUUUAAAAGAUGGCAGAUUAUUAUGUACUUAUUAAAGAACAAAUACAGUCUGGGAAUCCCAGAAUAUCAAGCCAAAGGUCUAAGAAGUCACCUUUUUCAAAGAUUUUAAGAAAGAGGUAUUGUGUGGAGACUUCUGUCCAAAAGGGUUUAACUGGCCUCUGAAUCCUGGUUAUUUUAAAAAAGCAGUUUCUCUCUCAAACCGUGAAUCUCCCAUAGAGUAAAGGUGAUGGGAGUGACAGAUGAGACCCUCCUCUCUAAGGCUCUCCUCUGGAAGGUGAUGUAAACGGCAGCAUUUCCAGUGAAGACCUGCCCCCGCCAGUGCCAGAGCUGGCAUUCUGGAGACUAAAGAUUGCACUUUUCAUAGUUCUUUGUCCAAAGGCAACCCCAUUUCUGUGCCUCUCACUGUCAGCAUGCAGUUAGAUUUGGACAAACACGAUUCCUAAGGAAUGACUUUCUUAACUGCAGUAUGGUUACCGCUGUUCCAUAUAUAUACAUAUUCUGGUUAUAGUUCUAAUACAGAGAUGUCGGCGUGUGAUGCUGGCCCGUGGCAGUCCGUUAAACACUUUAACUCAUUUGGAGGGGGACUGGCAUGGAGCUGAGGUGUGGCCUGGACCUUCCCUGUAUUGAUCCCUCAUUUUAGAACUGUGAGGAUGCCACGUGCCUCCCCUCUGCCUUUUAGUGGCGUCUCACAUAUACUCCAAAGUACUUCCUGGUCACGCUGGUCACUGACAGCCUGUAUUUAGGUGCCAUUUUCAUGUGGACAUAUGAAAACCUGAACUCUGACCCCCUCUCCCGGCAGUGCAGACAGGGCGGUCCUUCAGUCACCACACCCACAGCCCCAGCCUCGUCCUCACCCGGUGGGACAGGAUCCAGGCAUUCCUUUUAAAUCUCAGAGGUAGCAGUAAACUUCUCAGUGUUGCUGUUAGCAAGUGUAUGUUUGCCAAUAGAUACCAUUUGUACUGACGUGCCAAUAAGUUAAAUGUUCCUUGCACAUCUGCCUCCACUGUCCCCACAGGCGCCAUGAAGUGUGUGAGGAGCCUCCCAUCAGGAGGACUGAAGGCUGCAUUGACUACUGUCAGGAUUGUGUUGUGUGGAAAAUCAUCUACAUAAAUUUUAUAUGCAUAGUAAUUGCCCUUUUAUAUGUCAAGUAAAUAUUUGUAAGAGUUAUACUCACACAAAUGAAAUUAUUAUAAUGAUUACUAAUAUAUUUUUUCCAUGUUUCAUUGCCUGAAUAAAAAACUGUUUACUGCUCUUA
Molecule: messenger RNA, 7415 nt
Organism: Manis javanica (Malayan pangolin)
Lineage: Eukaryota; Metazoa; Chordata; Mammalia; Pholidota; Manidae
Gene: TACC1
Product: transforming acidic coiled-coil containing protein 1
Biological process (GO): cerebral cortex development; nuclear migration; mitotic spindle organization
Cellular component (GO): cytoplasm
Source: RefSeq, a predicted model, not a curated record